UUGUAGACAGUGUUGUCAUUCUUGAAAUGUGGGAAGCGGUCCCCUCUUUUUCUGGUUCGUUUUAAACUCUGGGUCGUAUUUAACCACCAAGACAUAAGAUGGCUGACUACUGGAAGUCACAACCAAGGAAAUUCUGUCAGUACUGCAAGUGCUGGAUUGCGGACAAUAAGCCUAGCAUCGAGUUCCAUGAAAGAGGGAAAAACCACAAAGAAAACGUGGCUGCAAAAAUCUCGGAGAUUAAAAAGAAGAGCCUUGACAAGGCAAAGCAGGAGGAACGUAUGUCCAAAGAGUUUGCGGCAAUGGAGGAGGCUGCGCUGAAGGCAUAUCAGGAAGAUCUGAAGAGGAUGGAAAGGGAAUCAACAGGGUCAGGUUCACCAAGCCAAACAACAGCAACACAGUCACAACCUCAAGUGAAACCUCAGGUGAAGCCUCAAGUGAAGCCUCAAAUGAAACCCAAGGCCAAAAAACAGGACAAGAAAGAGAAAGCAAGCAAGAAGUCCAGAGACCAAACAGAGGUGCAGGUUUGGGUUGAAGGACAGACAGAUGAUGGCAACACAUACUAUUACAACACAGUAACUGGAGAAUCUCAGUGGGACAAACCAGAGGGUUUCCAGGGAGGAAGUUCCACACAGCCUGGACAAACUGAGAGCUCUUCAGCCUGUCCUUGGAUGGAAGCUGUCAGUCCUGAGGGUUAUACAUAUUACUACAACUCAGAAACUGGAGAGUCCAGCUGGGAGAAGCCAGCAGACUUUCCUUCCAAUGAGGCACCUGGAUCUGGAUCCAACGCAGAGGGAGAGCGUCAGGAGGAGCCUUCAACCCCUCAGCCGGAGCCCCUCUCAGGUGGAGAGGAGAGCUCCGACGGGGCCCCGCCAUCUCAGGAGGUUGAAGUCCCUGAAGAAGUCAGCCAGCAGCCGAAGGUCCCAAAGAUCAGCUUCAGGAAAAGGAAAGCUGAGCCAUCAGAAAAGGAAGGACAAGAUAAAGUAAGUGAAGAUGCGCCUAAAGAGGACGACGAGGAGACGAAAAAAGAGGAAGAAGUCCAAAGCACAACAGCUGAAGCUGAGGAGAAGAAGGAAGAGGUGACACAAGGGAAGACACAAGCCAAACGACCGAAAACUGUGAAUCCGUAUGGGGUCUGGGAACAGAUCCAGGAAGAGGAGGAUCCAUACGCCAGCGUGGACUUACAGUUGCCCCAGGUGGAGUCGAGCACGGCCAGCGCUCCAGCUGACCUACCGCCGGAGCCGAAACCGAAGUUCAAGGAACGCAUCAUCACAUCACUGGGAGAGGAAGGCGGACCUACUUCAUUUAAGAAAAACAAGACACAGAAUGGCAAAUCCAGGAGCCUCCGACAGCGAGACAACGACGACUGACCCAAACACAGAAUAACAUCACGCCAGAAUGCAGCAGAAUAAGACUUUCACACAAUACAACUCUUUCUUGGAACUUUUUGAUGCACUGUUUUGAUCUUUGAAGUGUAUUAAAUGUAUAAGGAGUUUUUUUUUUUUUUUUUUUAAUCAGAGAUGCAUGAAAUUAUCGUUUUUUUAUUAUGAGUUUUGGGAUAAAUUGGCCUGAGAAACAAGACAGAGUAAAACAUCUCCAGUUCUGUUUCUUAAAAAGAAAAAAAAAAAAAUUCCCCAACUUUGAAAAUGUCUGCCACUGGACUCAAUUCAUGUUCUUUUCUUUGUACUGAGGUGUGUCAUCAUGAAGGCAUGCAACAAUUUUCUAGUCUUAUUUCAUGCAUAAACAUCAGUAUCUCAGUGUGAUGAUAGGAUCUAUUUCACAGAUGUACCUAUACAGAGCAAUUGAAAUAACUUUUUGUAUUUUCUGUUUUGUCUGUAUUUUUUACCAGUGUAAUUUAUGAAAAACUACAAAGUUGUCCUGAUGGAAAUACCAUUGCCAUAUCUGUCAGUUAAAAUGUUAUACUUUCAUACAGCGGAAUAGAUUAAAGAAUGUAAAAUGGGAUGUCAAUAUUUCAUGACUGUCUGGAUGCUAAACAGUGCUGUCUGCAAAAUUAUUUUGAAAUUGAACUGAAUAAAGAGUGAAAGUGAUUAAUGUCGCUAAAAGAGUCACCAGCCGUGGUGACCAAAACACUUUUUUAUAAUAAACUAAAAAAAAAAAA
Messenger RNA from Chelmon rostratus (copperband butterflyfish), 2116 nucleotides. It is a transcript of the gene wbp4, whose product is annotated as WW domain binding protein 4. Gene Ontology annotation, biological process: mRNA splicing, via spliceosome. The transcript has 10 exons. Bases 99 to 1367 code for a protein of 422 amino acids. The record is from RefSeq and is a predicted model, not a curated record. Lineage: Eukaryota; Metazoa; Chordata; Actinopteri; Chaetodontiformes; Chaetodontidae. Gene Ontology annotation, cellular component: nucleus; precatalytic spliceosome. Gene Ontology annotation, molecular function: zinc ion binding; protein binding; RNA binding.